Messenger RNA from Onychostoma macrolepis, 2191 nucleotides. RefSeq lists its product as uncharacterized. The record is from RefSeq and is a predicted model, not a curated record. NCBI's taxonomy places the organism in Eukaryota, Metazoa, Chordata, Actinopteri, Cypriniformes, Cyprinidae. The transcript has 7 exons. Bases 320 to 1216 code for a protein of 298 amino acids.
AAUGGAGUCAACACAGGGACUAAACACUUUGGUUUUAACAGAAUUUGGAUUAAUUUAAUUUCAGUAGAAAAGUGGUGAAAAUGAUAUUCUUUAUUUUACUCACAUUGACUGCAUUCUUUGUGUCUGUUAACCAUCAUCUAACAACAACAUAAGUGCCAAAACUCAUAACUACCGCUACAUCAACAACUCCACAGUUACUGCUUUUAAAUAAAGAUACAUUCAGCAUAACAUCUUGUUUCUUGGUCUUCUCCUGGACUGAAGCACAGACUCUACUCUUCAGCACAAUGGUGUUUUCAGUGAUGGUACAGACAAAGUGACCAUGAUGGAGGGAGAUUCAGUCACUCUACAGACUGGAGUUAAAACAAUCCACCUGGAAGAUAUUAAAUGGUAUUGUAAUAGCAUCCGUAUUGCUCAAAUCAAUGGAGAUCAGAGUUUUAUCUGUACAGAUGUUCAGUGUAAUAAAGGCACUGAGAGAUUCAGAGACAGACUGAAGCUGGAUCAUCAGACUGGAUCUCUGACCAUCACAGACACCAAAACCACCGACUCUGGAGUUUAUGAACUAAAGAUCAUUAAUAACAGCAACAUCAGUGAAAGGAUCUUCAGUGUUACUGUUCUUGGUGUUUCUGCAUCUGAAAAAGAUAAAAUGAAGAGAAAGUCAGUGAAGGAGGGAGAAUCUGUCACUUUAGAUCCUGGUGUAAUAAAAAACCCAAAUGAUGUAAUGACAUGGUAUUUUAAUGACACUUUCAUCGCUGAAAUCACUGGAGAUCAGAGUAAGAUCUGUACAGAUGAUCAGUGUGAAGAAAGAUUCAGAGACAGACUGAAGCUGGAUCAUCAGACUGGAUCUCUGAUCAUCACAGACACCAGAACCACAGACUCUGGACUUUAUAAACUACAGAUCAGCAGCAGCAUCCGACGUCAUCGCCGCAGCAUCAGCAUCACCAGUUGGAAAACAUUUAUUGUUACUGUCUUUGAUUUUGCUCUGUCUUCAGCUGCUGUCGCAGGAAUAUGUAUUUGUGUUCUGCUGCUUGUUGCUGCAGCCGCUGCUGUGAUUUACUACGGCAGGCAUCAAACAAAAAGCAAAGACAGCAGGCGGCAGUGCAGUGAUCAGAAGACUCAUUUAAAAGACUCGUCCCCUAACCCGUCUGACUCUGCAUUGAUGGCUACUGCUAAUGAGACAUCACCUGAUGGGAAUGAGAGGUUGCUAAUCAGACACUAAUGUAAUUAUUUAGACUUUAACUGAAAGGGCCAAUGAAAAAAAGGAAGACCCAUGAGAAGAGAAUCAGCAGAAACUUUUAUGGCUCUCAGAGAAAGAUUUCAGUAUAUGGUAUCAACGGCAGUCAAAUUUCACCUCAACAUCUCAGCAAAAACUGAAUUAUUAUAAAUAAAAACGAAAACAUAUAUAGUUAAUUAAACAGCAAGUCAGUCAUAAAAUGAGGAACAAAGCAACUUUUGACCAGCAAAAGAACAAAGAGCUCUUGAUAAUUAUUAUUAUUAUUAUUAUUAUUAUUUGUUUUUUUCUAUUUCUUGUCAUUUCCACUAUACCGCCUAUUAAUGCACAGCUGGUUUGACAAAUCAAUGACUGUGUUAAACUUUACUUAAUGUAAACACAAUACUUCAAUCAAACUGAUACAAUUAAGCUGAUAAAUGUAGUAACAAUAAUAGCAGGAAUAUAUGUGGCAUAUGUUGAUUUUAAACAGAAUAAACACUAACACUUCACUCUGACCACGGUGUGCAUGUGUUACUGACCUACACAUGGAUGACGUGGUCACAUGCCGAUUCAUAAACAUGAUGGUAAGGCCCUGUCCCAAAUGGUACACAUUUUAUGCACUUACGGUCUUGUGGACUUACAAUUACUGCAGUAUAUUGAAUUUUUUGGUGCAUUUAAAAAAAAAUUAAUUAAUUAAUAAAUAAAUGCGUCCCUAGAAACACUGCAUCCAAAUUGAGACAUUCUUGGCAGCCUUUAGCCACUGCCUUAAAUGUGCUGGAUCCUUCACUAAAAAUUGAAAAUAAUGAAUGAAUGAAAAACAAUGAAUCAUUUUAGCAGUCAUUUUUAUAUCUCAUAAUCUUUUUAAAAGUUAUUUUGUAUCUUGUAGUCUUAAUGAGUUUGCUUGAAUUUUGCAAAAAUGAAUCAUAAAGAAAUUCUAAAUUUGUUCUUACCUGAAAAUGUGAAAAUAAAUCAUUUGUGAAAUUU